Messenger RNA from Rhea pennata, 1484 nucleotides. Its product is annotated as ATP synthase subunit f, mitochondrial-like. Lineage: Eukaryota; Metazoa; Chordata; Aves; Rheiformes; Rheidae. The record is from RefSeq and is a predicted model, not a curated record. Gene Ontology annotation, molecular function: proton-transporting ATP synthase activity, rotational mechanism. Gene Ontology annotation, biological process: proton motive force-driven mitochondrial ATP synthesis. The transcript is spliced from 4 exons. The coding region runs from base 202 to 432 and encodes 76 amino acids.
AGCCGCCCCCCCGGCCCGGCCCCGGCCCGCGGCCCGGCCCCCGCCCGCGGCCUGGCCUUGCAGUGGUUUCCAGACCUGUAUCCCGGUUACCGCGGCCUGGGCGUGCUUCCCGGGGGGCCUUCCCCGGGAGGCGCGGCGGUCCCCGCCGAGGGCCGCGGCUGCUCGGAAGGGAGGCGAGCUCUGCUCUCAGAAAGGCACCUGAUGAAUGUAAAGCUGGGGGAACUGCCCACGUGGCUGGCCACUUGUGACUUUACUCCCAAGAGUUUGCUUGGAAGCAUGCAGAAGGCUUGGAACAGUUACUACAACAGAUACAUCAAUGUGAAGAGGGGUAGAACAGCUGGAAUUUCCAUGCUCCUGGCUGGAUACUGUGUCCUCAGCUAUGGCUGGAACUAUCAGCACAUAAAGCGUAAUUGCUGGCGCAAGUACCACUGAAGAAACUGGAACAGCACCCAGAGAACAGUUGCAAAAAUUUGACUGGGAUUCAGCACUAGGGCUUAGGACUGGCAUCCCAGCAGGGAUUCAAAGUGAGGCCCAUUUUCCAGCAGAGACAAGCUGUUAGAUUUCUGAUGCUGGAAGGAAUGCUUUUCAAUCAUCCUCCCUCAAACAGAGGGUUAGCACUGACAGUAACAGUCUGCAUUCACUGAUCAGACAGUAUUCAGUACCUGAACAGCAAGGGAAAAAAAACAGUAGGGCAGCCCCUCAGAGAUCUAGAUGCAGAAUUCCUCCAGUCUGCAGAAACCUGAAUCUCUCACUGGAUAUUGCAGGGACAGGAUAGCUCACUGACCUGGGCUGUUGAUACAAAUUGUAAUUCUACACUUAUGUUGUAGUGCAAGUAUUCGGCAAUAAAUUUGUAAUUGAUUAUGGGGAAGAGCAGUUAGGGCAGAAUAACAUUCCCCUCCAAAUUGGGUGUUCAGCACAGCCCUGCUGUAACUCUUACUUACCCUCUCCACAGUAGGCAAGAUAGUGUUUACUACCAAUUCAUCACUUGAAAAGGACAGUCUCUGCAGAACUGUUCAGCAAAAAAAAAAAAAAAAAAAAAAAAGGACAGUUUAGCCAGUUCAGCCAUUCAGCCACAGCCCCUGCUUUGCAAACAGCAUUGCGCCAACGGGGCUCCCAGGCUCUCAAGGGCGGCUACAGGAAGUACCUCUGUGAAGGCAUUAACGCAGCAGCAUUUGCAAUACAGCGCCCUAUUUCUGGAGGAAGAAAAUCCAUUGGAUUAGCUAUUGUGCCCAAAGGGCAAACCAACAUCUGCACCAGACAAACAAGGACAGUUAAUGAGACUGCUGGUUUUAGCUCACCAUCACCAGUCAUAUCUGGAAAAGGGGUGGUGAGGUUACAGGCAUGAAGGGUUAAAAAAGAAAAUCCACAGGAAAAAAAAAAUCUAAACUUUUUAUUCCAACUGAGGUGGAACAGUAUUGUGUCAGAGGUGUUUCAUCAAGAACUCCCUCUUGCUAGCAAUAAAGCUCUUGUGAAUUUUCCUUUUC